GAGGACAGGGUUGAGAGAACAACACAGAGCAACAUGGGACAGUGAGAGAGAGAGAGAGAGAGAGAGAGAGAGAGAGAUAGUUGCUACUUGGCAAGACAAUCAGAGACAAGCCACGGAUUCACAGCCUGGUGCACAGCUGGCGUGACGGGUGAGGAGGCUGCAGGCUGCAGGCGAACACUGAGCGGACAGACAGGGACAAUGUGUGGCGAGUGUUGGAUCUAAUGUUCUGGAGAUUUUCAUCAACUCACUAGCACACGAGUGACACCGCAAACAUUUGGACCACAUGCAGGUGGAAGACGAGGCUUUGGGACAGCAGACCGCAGGGGAGUCACAGAGAGGAUGCUUCUCGUAAAGUAUAGGGUAUAUGUGUGAAAGGGCCACGGACGUCAUCUGGCGUGGAACAUUACCGGACAAAGAAGUUACUUCUACAUUCUAUUUCAAAUAUAUUCUGGAAAAUGUAGUGUCGACAACUUGACAACAUUUGGCAUUAUAGAAGAAAUGUUCACAUCACCUCUUUCGGCGUUCCAGCUUUUCCUCCAGAUGUAAACGCAAGGACUUGAUUGGAUUCGCCAUUUCACAUCUUCACAAAGAGGAGAUCAACUGGUCCAUAUCGUCAGAGUGAAACUUGAUCAAUCUUGACCUUGAUCUAGCUUCAUCUCGAGACAAUUUUGUACAUCUCCAUUGCACCUAUCCAAAGCUCCUAUUAUAAUACCAGCUAUGGACGGCCGGCACAAGCCAAAAGAAGUGGAUUACAACGUGGUGGACCUUCUGCAUCCGGCCAGGUCGGCAAUCCUGAUGAGGUGUUUGAGCCAUGUGGUCCGCUGACAGCAUGGAGCCAGAGAAAACACACACCCAGAGCAGCUUCUUCAGCAAGGUGGACGUGCCUGACCAUGCUCACUACAUUGUUGCUUUUUUUGUCUUUGUCAUCGGGACACUGGGCAUCACUGGCAAUGCUCUGGUUAUGUUCGCCUUCUAUAGUAACAAGAAACUCCGUAACCUGCCGAACUACUUCAUUAUGAACUUGGCGGUCAGUGACUUCCUCAUGGCCUUCACGCAGUCACCCAUUUUCUUCAUCAACUGUCUCUACAAGGAAUGGGUGUUUGGAGAGAUGGGCUGUAGGAUGUAUGCAUUCUGUGGCGCCUUGUUUGGCAUUGCCUCCAUGAUAAACCUACUGGCCAUCUCCAUUGACCGCUACAUAGUUAUCACCAAGCCGCUGCAGGCGUUGCACUGGAGCUCCAAGCGAAGAACCGCCCUGGCAAUCCUCAUGGUCUGGCUUUACUCUCUGGCUUGGAGUCUGGCUCCUCUCGUCGGCUGGAGCUCUUAUAUCCCUGAGGGCCUGAUGACAUCUUGUACAUGGGAUUACGUCACAUACACAUUGGCCAAUAGGAGCUACACAAUGAUGCUUUGCUGUUUUGUUUUCUUUAUUCCACUGGGCAUCAUCUUUUACUGCUAUCUCCUAAUGUUUCUGGCUAUAAGGAAGACUGGCAGGGAUGUAGAACGUCUGGGGACUCAGGUGAGGAAAUCCACCCUCAUCCAGCAGAAGUCCAUCAGGAGUGAGUGGAAGUUGGCGAAGAUCGCCUUUGUCGUCAUUGUGGUGUAUGUCCUCUCCUGGUCACCAUACGCCUGUGUCACGCUGAUUUCCUGGGCUGGAUAUGCCAACAUCUUGUCUCCAUACUCCAAGGCUGUUCCUGCAAUCAUAGCAAAAGCCUCCGCUAUCUACAAUCCUUUCAUCUAUGCUAUCAUACAUAACAAAUACAGGACGACUCUAGCAGAGAAGUUUCCCUGCCUUUGGUUUCUGUCUCCUGCUCCUCGCAAGGAAUGCAUCUCCUCCUGCUCCAUCAGUGAGUCGUCUCUCAGGGACUCCAUCAUCAGUAGACAGUCCACAGCAUCAAGGUCACACUUCAUUACAGCCGCCUCCAACUCCGCAGACACGGUACUGAGGGAUGUGGAGCUGGAGCCUUUGGGCAGGAAGUCAUGUGAUUCCUUCAGAAGCAUGUCGUCGUACAAUCAGUCUUGCCGAGGGAGGAGUUUCAAGAAACAGCUAGAGCGGAGGAACACAAAGACUCAUCCAACAGAGAAGUAUCCAUCUGCCAUGAAUGAGUCGUCGAGCACUUGCGAGCAUGAACUGGUUUCCUGCUCUCUUACCAUCGCCACUGUCCCCCUACUAGUUCUAACCAGGAGGCGCAGCCAGAGUCUGACCACUGAUAUUUCAGACGCCGGGGGGGAGAAACGCAGCGUCAGGGAUUGGCCGAGCAGCCACAAGAGCGACUCUUUUGAUUCCCUGAAUUUCGGAAAAAUCCCCUCCACCGACCCCAGGUCGCCCCAGGGUGUGCCACGCAUAAUCGUCAUCAGUCCCACUUCUGAAAGCAGCCUCAUCAACCAGGACAGUGUCUGCUUGGGGGAGAGUAUUGAGGCAAUGGAGGACAGCGCUUUUGUCAGUCUUAACUUCUCAUCGGAAGUCUUUGAGGCGGUGGAGCUUCUCUCAUAACGAGCUGGACUUCAUUGCUCACCCUUGUGUUCUUUUUCUCCGACGUCAGACCACACAUCGCGCCACGGGCCCUCUUCCCACAGGCCCAGACUCGUCUCGGCUUUUGAAAAAAGUACUCGUCCACGGAAAUGGAUCCUUUACCGUCUGUUUCUGAGUUCACCUGAUCGAUGCUGUGAAACAGAACUACACCACUCUGUUUCUCAGAGAGCUGGAGUGCAGAGUAAACGUUGGUACGGCAAAUGUAACAGUAUGACCUGGUUGCUGGUAUGCAAGUGGGCAGUGUUUGCCAGACUUGGCAGGGGCACCGGCACCCUGAGGGGCAGCAUGGGACACAGCAUAGUUUUGUUAGAUCCCUCAAAUAUGGAAGUGCAAAAUGUUUUGAUGAGCUUGGGGCCCAAGCUUGACAGGCUGCUUUUUUUUAUUUUUAUUUUUUUUUAUGGCAAAUACACACAUAGGUGAAAUUGGGAUAUAGAGGUGUUCUUUUUUGUGGUUUUUAACGUAUUUAUUUGAGUUUAUUUAGGUUCAUGUCACGUGUUCUCUGCUGCAGACCGAAGACAGGAUGUUUGCAUCAGAUAUUACAUCAGUCCAGUCGAAGGUAAUGCUCCUUUUUCUCAAAAUGUGAACACUGCCAAAAGAUGAAACAUUUCUGUUCCUUUUGAGUCAGUAUCACAAAGAAAUUGAAAUGACGACUCGAUAAAAAACUAUUCUUGGUAGGAGCUCCUUUAGGCUGCGUGGACCUCUCCAACUUCUCACUGGCAGCGAGACGGUGGUGUAAUGAAAAAAGUGAGACUGUUGAUACUGGUCAAAAGACUAAGGUGGGGUCAAAAUGUGUCUCUAUGAACAUUUUACAUUUUCUUUGUGGUGACUUUUAAUACGUCUUGCUAACUGUGUGAACACUGUGCUUAGUAAUGAAUGCUCCACUGUUCCCUUGACCUAUUCCUAUUCAUAAAAAAAACAAAAAACUUAACUGUAUUAUUUGUGUUGCUUUUGAAAGCUACGGCGUUGUUACCAGUGAUGUGAGCGAGUGUGUGCUCUGAUUGUCCACGUAUGGGAAGGCAGCACCGGAAUUGCAGAUUAAUAUAUGAAGAAGAAGUUCACUGAAUACUUGUUUUUUCAUUUGUCUUCAUUCCUUGAUGGUUAAUUGUCCCUUCCCUUUAGACAGAGCAUCAUCACUCACGUCAGUGAUUGACAUCUGCCCUUGCUUCUAACUGACACAAUUUUCCUCCUCCUAAUUAUUAAAAUCUUUUUAGAGGUUAUUUUGCAGAGCCCAGCAAAUUACUGCAAGUACAAAAUCAAGCUCUUUUAGGGGAAAAAAAGUGACAUCAUGAGACGAUUCACAAAGGCGAAUGUGAACAAAAUGUGACUGGAGUCAGAUGUGAUGGCUGUUGUCAUCUGCAUUUUAACAUGUGAUACCUGCGCAUUACUCAUUCAAUAACAAGCAAUGCUUUUCAUGUUAAUGUGCUCGAUAUUUCUGAAUCCAGCUUGUGGCACAAUUCCUUCAGUCUGGGAAGAGAAAAUAUGAUUAUUCUAAUGUACUGUAAUUUUUUUCAAAAGCAGGGAUGUGUUACCUUCAACCCCUUGGUCUAAGCUCUUCACUUGUCAGGUCAACUCUAUCACCACACGGACCCGUGAUAUGGGACGAUAAUAAAUAAUAAAACCUGGAUUAUGUUCAACGACGACUCUUGAGCAUGGUCAAUGCCAGCAGUUCUUUAUUUUAAAUGAAAAGCAACAAUAUGAUCAAAGGGAGAGAAAGACUGUGGCUAUGGCCAAUAAACUGUGGCUUAAUGUGAAGUAUGGCUCGUCAAACAAGGUGAUUAAAGACGCCAAAAAGUCUCACUUGAAAACUUGUGUCAAUGAUGAAUGCAUAGCCCACAUUGUACUUACUGUACAGCUAUAGUUUUAUCUUAACACCAGAUGAAUCAUCAGGGGAAAAUGCUCAUGAAACUGAAUGUUUGAUUUUGACGUGUCCCUGUUUUAUAUCUUUGUUUUGUUGCCGAGGUGUGUCAUGUCCAAUAUUUGUAUAUUUCAAUACUCUGAGGCUGAAGUUGAAUGAACAUUGGCGGUCAUUGGUAAAUGACAGAUGGUGCAGCUGCUUUUGGGCCGUUGCUGAAAUACGGAGAGAGGAGAGUAAUGGCCCACCGAAGCCCACUUAGAUAAUUAUUUUUAUACUGUAUUAUACCAUAUUAAGUGUGCUGUGAGUUUUUUUUGUUUGUUCAUUAUAUCAUGUAUUAUCAUUGCAGGUGUUCGUUUUAGUUAAAUAAGUGGGACAACAUGGGAAGGUACUGUCACAGUUGUUUCAGGGGCUGCAGUGUGACCUUGGAAAUGAUGAAUCACAAUCCCCCCCAACGCAAUUUUCAAUUUGUUAGAUUAUAUCUUCAGAAAUAAUUGUUCUAAAGUUGACCAUUCUUAGCCUUUAUGACUUCCCAGAGAUUUACUUCAGUGCUAUAAAUCAAAAAAAAAAAGUGCUUACUAUAUGAAAAUACUGCACAUUAUUGACACCUCAGAGCCGUUGGGGUUAACCAAUAAAAUAUGUGCAGCCUUUGGAGAAACACAUUCUAAAACUCUAAAAUAAAUAAUUAAUAAUUCUGUCCUUAGCGUCAUUGUCAGCAUUAUUGAUGCGAUCACUGAGGCCCGUUUUCUUUAAGUAUGAGACCCUGACAGUCGAUAGAGUUGGACGUCACAGCUGACAGUGCGGGUAGAGAUAUUAAGUUUUCCCCUCUCUUAUGGACUGAUCAUUUGAUUUUUAUUCACCCACAAUAACUUCUCUGUUAUUGAUGUAUAUAUUGUGGUUUGCUUGUGUCAUAAACACACACUCACACACACUGUGGUUCGUUCAACACGCAUCAUUUUCACCUCUGGAUGCUGUGUGCUGUAGUUUCAUGUACCGCUUUCAUUUCCUUUUUACAUCACAGAUCCUGCAGGCACAAUAAAGUUCUUGAAUUCA
Messenger RNA from Scophthalmus maximus (turbot), 5432 nucleotides. RefSeq names its product opsin 4xb (gene opn4xb). NCBI's taxonomy places the organism in Eukaryota, Metazoa, Chordata, Actinopteri, Pleuronectiformes, Scophthalmidae. The record is from RefSeq and is a predicted model, not a curated record. The coding region runs from base 812 to 2488 and encodes 558 amino acids. Gene Ontology annotation, biological process: visual perception; G protein-coupled receptor signaling pathway. The transcript is spliced from 9 exons. Gene Ontology annotation, cellular component: membrane. Gene Ontology annotation, molecular function: G protein-coupled receptor activity.